Molecule: messenger RNA, 859 nt
Organism: Thermothelomyces thermophilus ATCC 42464
Lineage: Eukaryota; Fungi; Ascomycota; Sordariomycetes; Sordariales; Chaetomiaceae
Exons: 5
Coding region: 286-645 (119 amino acids)
Biological process (GO): ubiquitin-dependent protein catabolic process; protein ubiquitination
Cellular component (GO): cullin-RING ubiquitin ligase complex; nucleus
Molecular function (GO): zinc ion binding; ubiquitin protein ligase activity; cullin family protein binding
Source: RefSeq, a predicted model, not a curated record
GGCAGUCGACAUCCUCUCCAACAGCUAGCUGACCUACGACUGCUGUCCAGGGCGUCUGUCACCUGCCGACUACAAUAUCUUCUCGCCAAACUGCGUUGGCCUUUGGGAUAUCGAGCAGCGCUUUCGUGCAAAGGCGGCUCCAAGAAACCAGAGAACCCUGACCCCCGAACAACUCGACAACCGAAGGCCUAGCAAUCUGACGUCUACCUUUUUGAUUUGCGCUCCGACAGCUGAACCCAAACCUCCACACUACGAAUUUGGCGAGAAUCUUUGACAGCCGUCACCAUGGCCGACGUUGAGAUGACCGAUGCGCCCGCCUCAGUAGCAGUUGUCAAGAAUAAGGGCGCCGCCGACGGCGAAGGGAAAGAGGGAAAGAAGCGGUUUGAGGUGAAGAAGUGGAACGCUGUCGCUUUGUGGGCAUGGGACAUUGUCGUCGACAACUGCGCUAUCUGCAGGAACCACAUUAUGGAUCUCUGCAUCGAGUGUCAAGCGAACCAAGCGUCCGCUACCAGCGAGGAAUGCACUGUUGCUUGGGGUAUUUGCAACCACGCAUUCCAUUUCCACUGCAUUUCUAGAUGGCUCAAGGCGCGCCAAGUCUGUCCACUCGACAACAGGGACUGGGAAUUCCAGAAGUAUGGCAGGUAGGCACCGGCAGCAGGUGCGCUGCAGGGACACGAUGAAUGAUCUAUCGACUCUAUGGAUGGGACGGUGGUGGCGAUGAGAAGCUCCAGUGGGGUAUUCGAGCAUGGUUUUUCGAAACGGUAACGGGGCCCACGUCCAUCGGUAGAAGUGCCAUAUGGCGACUUAAGCCAGCGGAAGAAUGACGGUCGCUGGCACGUUAUGAAUUAUGCAACGAACC